AUGUGUUGUAGAAGUGAAGUGGAUCCUAACAACCUAUUUGAUGUUCCUAUUUCAUAUGGUCCUGGUACCUCUACCCUUCAAUGUAAAACCACCAAGGGAAAUCUAUUUAAGGUACCUAUUUCGUAUGGUUCUGGUAUCUGUACCUUUCAAGGUCAUGAUAAAAAUGGCGCUACUAAGAUAUUGAAAUCGGGAAAAACAGCAGGAAUUAUCAACAAACAAUUAGUAGAGGCUCCUAUCAUUGGAUGUGAUUUUUAUUUUGGUAAUGUGGAAAAUACGCUGGUGCUCUCUCAAUUGAAUGACGAAAUCCUCCAAAGAUGUGACAUAGAAGUUAUAGAUGAGAACUUAUUAGAUGUUCCUGUGGAUGUGAUGGUAGAAGAGGUGGCAACUGAUUUUAUUCAAAAUAAUGUGAAUACUAUCUUUGGGAGCACUUCACAUGAAUCCAAUACUAUAUCAGGAAAUGAUCUUCAUAAUGAGCACUUGAUCCACGUGAUAAGCCCUGUCGAAGUUGCUGCCCCUACAGGUGCUGAUGCUGCUGAGACCUCUAGUGCUGUUGCUGUUGAUGCUGAUGUUCCUCCACCGACUACUUCGGGUAAAUUCACUGAACCAUGGAAUUUUGGCAAGCCAACACAAACUUGUGAGAGCUGUGGGGCUAUUCUAUGGUAUGAUGAGAGGAAUGUGAAGUCAAGAAGACCAUCACAACCUAAGUUUUCAUUGUGUUGUUCAGAAGGACUAAUUUAUUUGCCUUUGUUAAAACAUGCACCUCUAGUUCUUGAAGAAUUGUUGAAUUACGAUGGGCCUUCAUUUGUGCAUUUCCAUGACAACUAUCGGAGAUAUAAUGCAAUCUUUGCAAUAACAUCAAUGGGUGGAAAAGUUAAUAGAAUUGUAAAUGAUGGAAAUGGUGCCUAUGUGUUCAGGCUAAAUGGACAGAAUCAUCAUUUGAUUGGCUCUUUGUUACCAGUUGAAGGAUCGGAACCAAAAUUUGCUCAACUUUACAUAUUUGAUACAAAGAAUGAAGUGCAGCAUAGGAUAAGGUCGAUUUCAUCUGAUAAAGAAAAUGAUGGCAUUGUUCCCGAAAUUGUUAACUCUCUAAUAUAUAUGCUUGAUGAAAACAAUGCUUUGGUUAAGUAUAAUCUACCUACUAACUCAAAAGUUGCUGGUCUUAUUGUGAAUGAUUUUGACCCUAAUAAUGGGUAUCGUGAUAUUAUUGUUGAGGAUCGUGAUCGUGGGCUCCAGCGUAUAAGUGAAAUCCAUCCAGCUUUUAUGGCUAUGCAAUAUCCUCUACUUUUCCCUUAUGGUGAGGAUGGCUUCUAUCUUGGUAUACCAAAAAGAUUAAGAGGCUCAAUGCAAGAAAGCGAAAAUUCCACUGUCACGAUGAGAGAAUAUUAUGCAUUCCGUAUUCAACAACGACUUAGUGAAGGCAAUACUUUAAUUUCUGGUGGUAGACUUUUCCAGCAAUUCAUUAUUGAUGCUUACUGUUUUGUAUACAUGAUUGAGUUCCAAAAAAGAGGUCUUCCACAUGCACAUAUAUUGGUAUUUUUGCAUCCUGAUGAUAAAUAUCCAGUUCCUGAAGAUAUUGAUAACAUAAUCAGUGCUGAAAUUCCAGAUUCUUUGGAAGAUUCGAUUGGACAUGAAGCUGUUAAGCAAUUCAUGAUGCAUGGGCCAUGUGGUGCAGCUAAGCCAAAUUCUCCUUGCAUGGUUGAUAACAAUUGCACAGAUCGUGUUACUGCUGUUUUGGAAGAAAAUGUAGUCUACAAUUCAAAUGAUGGAAUGGAAUCUAUAUUAGAAAAAGAUGAAAUGAAAACAUAUCUUGACUGCAGAUAUAUAUCAGCAUCAGAAGCAUCAUGGGGAAUUUUCCAGUUUGAGAUUCAUUACCAUGAACCAGCUGUUCAGAGAUUGAAGUUUCAUAUGAAAAAUGAAAAUCAAGUCACUAUUUCUGAUUAUGAAUAUUUGGAUAAUAUGGUAAAUAGACCAAGAAUUGAGAAAACUGUAUUUAUAGAGUGGAUGACAGCAAAUCGACUAUAUGAAGAUUCUAGGCAGCUAACCUUCCAAGACUUUCGAACAAAAUGGGUUUGGUACAAGAAAAACAAAGAAUGGAGGAGAAGAAAGUCAGGUCAGUCCAUUGGUAGAAUCUAUUAUGCGCACCGUUUAAGUGGAGAACGAUUCUAUCUUAGAAUGCUAUUAAAUGUUGUAAAAGGUGCUACAAGUUUUGAUGAAAUCAAAACUGUUAUUAUCAAAAUUGUUAAUGGUCAAUUGUAUCCUUCUUUUAAAGCUGCAUGUUUUGCUUUUGGGCUACUGGAUGGAGAUAGAGAGUGGAAUGAUGCUAUAAAAGAAGCAUCAAAUUGGGCUACUGGACAACAAAGGCAAAUCUUACGGUUUGAUCAACUUCAGCUUUCUGAAAAUCAAUUGAGAAAUUAUGCCUUAUAUGAAAUUGAAAAGCUUUUGAUUAAAGCUGGAAAGUCAUUGAAAGACUAUCCACCUAUGCCUUUACCUGAUAUGUCUCUUAUUAAGGAAAGGAAUAACAGAAUGCUUGAAGAAGAAUUGAGUUAUGACAAGGAAGCAUUGGCUGUUGAGUAUGCCUUAUCAUAUACAAAAUUGAACAUUCUACAAAAAAAUGUAUUUGUUCGAGUUGUCCAAGUUGUUCUGAAAGGUGAAGGAAAGAUGUUCUUUUUGUAUGGCCAUGGUGGAACUGGCAAAACUUUUGUGUAUAAAACAAUAAUGUCUUUCCUCCCAUCCAGUGGUGAAAUUGUUCUAGCAGUGGUAUCUUUAGGAAUUGCAUCACUCCUUCUUCCAGGGGGACGUACAGCUCACUCAAGAUUUCGUAUCCCAUUAUGUGUGAAUGAAGAUUCAGUGUGUGAUAUUAAACAAAAAACACAGUUGGCUGAAUUGCUUUGUGCUACAAAAUUGAUAAUUUGGGAUGAAGCUCCUAUGGCACAUCAUCAUUGUUUUGAGGCUCUUGAUAGAACAUUGAGAGACAUAUUGCGCUUCUCUAGUAACUUUGAUCCUAAUAAAGUUUUUGGUGGUAUCACAGUUAUUGUUGGGGGAGAUUUCAGACAGAUCUUGCCUAUAAUACCAAAGGGUAGAAGAGAAGAUAUUGUUGCAUCGGCCAUAAACAAAUCUGUAAUUUGGAAUCAUUGUGAGAUAUUUAUGCUUACAGAAAAUAUGAGGCUUAAUCAAAAUUUCAAUAAUUUGGAAGAUGGUCAAUCUAUUGUAGACUUUGGGAAUUGGAUUUUAAGGAUUGGAAAUGGUGAAUUUGAGAAUGUAGAUGGAGAAAGCUAG
Molecule: messenger RNA, 3276 nt
Organism: Quercus lobata
Lineage: Eukaryota; Viridiplantae; Streptophyta; Magnoliopsida; Fagales; Fagaceae
Exons: 8
Coding region: 1-3276 (1091 amino acids)
Biological process (GO): telomere maintenance; DNA repair
Molecular function (GO): DNA helicase activity
Source: RefSeq, a predicted model, not a curated record